AUCUACGCACAGCCCUUUCUCCAGAUUCCUGAACCCUUCCUGAUGCUGGGACAUGAACCCCGGCAUAAAUGGACGCCCGAAGUGGGACUUUCUGAACCCUGGAAGCACCAGCACCCUUGCAUCUGGGUUUUCUGCCUUUUGUGUCUGUAUGCUUCUUUUUCAUGCGUGUGCCCCUCCAGCUGUGUGCACUGUAUCUACAGAUACCAGGUAUUUCUCUAUUUCACAGUUGCCUUCCAGAAUAUCUCUUGUGGUGUCCACUACUUGGCCUCUGUGUUUAUGACCGUGCUCCCCAGGUACGCCUGCAGGCCCCCAGGCAAUGUGAGCCGGGUUCUUUUCCACAAUGUUUCUGAUUGGAGGUUGGACAACAUCUGGAAGCUGUCUUCCUCGGGCCACGAAGAGCAAGUUGUGGUGCAGCUACAGGACGGUGAGAUCUGGGAGCUCAAAAGGUGUAACAGGUUCCGGAGAGAUAACUUGUCGAAUCUGGACUAUAAUUAUAACGGCCAUAAAAGUCGUUUUCCUUGCUUGGAUGGCUACAUCUAUGACACAAGCAAAUGGGACAGCACCGUGGUGACUCAGUGGGAUCUGGUCUGUAACCGAGAAUGGUUUGCCAAGCUGAUCCAGCCUACAUUUAUGGUAGGAGUCCUGCUGGGAGCGCUGAUUUUCGGCUACCUUUCUGACAGGAUAGGAAGACGACUUGUCUUGUGGUCCACAAGCAUUGGCAUGUACUUCUUUGGCAUAGCAGCGGCAUUCACAUUGGAUUAUUACAGCUUCAUGGUUGCACGCUUUCUUCUUGCUAUUGUUUCAAGCGGCUAUCUCGUAGUGGUGUUCGUCUAUGUGACAGAAUUUAUUGGCAUGAAGGCUCGGACGUGGGCAUGCAUCCAAGUGCACUCCUUUUUUGCCGUUGGAACGAUGGUGGUGGCUUUGACAGGCUACUUGGUCAGGACCUGGUGGAUCUACCAGAUAAUCCUCUCCACAGUGACUGCCCCCUUUGUCUUGUUCUGUUGGAUGCUCCCGGAGACUCCUUUUUGGCUUCUUUCAGAGGGAAAAUAUGAAGAAGCACAAACAGUGGUUGAUCAGAUGGCCAAGUGGAAUAGGGCAGGCACCUUUAAGCUGUCAGAACUCUUAUCCCUGGAUCUAUACAGUCCUGUUGAUCAACAGUCUCUUUAUGCUAGUAAGCACAGGCUAUUAUAUCUGUUUUAUGACUGCAAUAUUGGAAAAAGGACACUUAUUGUUUGGCUGAUUUGGUUCACGGCGUGUUUGGGAUACUAUUCCUUCUCCUUGAAUUCUGUUAAUCUAGGAGGCAAUGUAUAUUUAAACCUCUUUCUCAUAGGUAAGUAGUUAAAUUAUAUUUAUG
Molecule: messenger RNA, 1354 nt
Organism: Myotis davidii
Lineage: Eukaryota; Metazoa; Chordata; Mammalia; Chiroptera; Vespertilionidae
Gene: SLC22A16
Product: solute carrier family 22 (organic cation/carnitine transporter), member 16
Exons: 4
Coding region: 43-1338 (431 amino acids)
Biological process (GO): transmembrane transport
Cellular component (GO): membrane
Source: RefSeq, a predicted model, not a curated record